GUUCUUUGUUGAUAUAUUUUCCCGUUCCAAUCCCCUUGCUGGAGUUUGUAUCCGCUCGAAGAGAUACUGGAGUUAACCUUCUAUCAUUUGGUGCUUCCAUUGAGAGAUGACAACACCCCUACCUGAUCCGAAUUCGGCGGCAGCCCUAGCGGCAGCCAUGGAGAAGCGGCUCUCGGAGAUGUUUCAAGAGUUCUCUGAGAUUCAAAAAGGGGCUAUUCACCAGGAAAUUGUAUCCGUCCACAAGAAGAUCGGUUCCUUAAGCAACCGAGUAGAUCGAGUGGAGGGAAAUCAUCCUAAUCUUGAGGAAACUUCAUACAAACAUCACGAAAAAUCAGGGACAUAUGGAGACGGAUCAAACACGCCCAGAUAUCCGAGGUUCAAGAUGGAUCCACCCGUUACGGAUGGUUCUGAUCCACACACAUGGUUGUUCAAAGCCACAGAAUUCUUUGAGUUCAAUGCCAUUCCGGAGGAGGGGCGCUUGAAAGUAACUGGACUGAUGCUCGACGGUGCUGCAGUGGAAUGGUUUAGGAGGAUGAAGCGAAACGACUUGAUUAAUACUUGGGCUGAUUUCGAAGAACAAUUCAAGUUUCGAUUUGAUCCUGAGAUGUAUGAGGAUUACUUUGGUUUGUUAGCCAAGCUACAGCAAACGACUACCCUUAUGGCCUAUCAGACAGAAUUUGAGAGAUUGAUGAACAAAGUCGAGGGAGUUACAGAGGCAACCUUAAUCUCAGUUUUCAUCUCUGGUCUGAAGGACCCCGUCCGCAGAGAGCUACGAGUGAACCGUCCCUCUACUUUGAAUGGGGCUUUUGCUCUGGCUCGAGAAACAGCCGCUAAAUAUGAGGAACUCCAGGCCCCCACUCGUAAGAAUUGGGCUCCGACCUAUCCCAAGCCCACUAGUAACCCCACUCCAGCCCCAACGAAAACCAUCACCCCCUAUAUACCACCAAACAAGGAACCAAUCUUGGUCACUCCCAGAGGUAUUCCAGCAAAACCGGUUCGGCGAAUUUCUCCGGCAGAGAAAGCAGAGAAGGAUGCACGUGGAGAGUGCUAUUUUUGCCCCCAGAAAUGGUCUCGCGGGCACCGCUGUAACGGCCGUUAUUACUUGCUUGUGACAAAUGAGGACGAUGAGGAGGGAACUGAGAUCACGGAGGAACAUGAAGCCUUGUUCGAAGGAGACGUCUCAGUUCUACAGAGUUUGGCAGGAUCCACGACCCCAAGGUCGAUCCGACUCAAGGCUGAGAUCAAAGGCCAAAUUGUGGAUGUCCUGGUGGAUGGGGGAAGUACACAUAACUUCAUCCAUCCAAAGACGGCGGAACGAUUACAAUUGGCGUUGGUGAACAUUGAAGCCUUCAGGGUAUAUGUGGGAAACGGAGACUCCCUUACGUGCCAAGCUCAAUGCCCCCAAGUGCCGUUGCUGAUCCAGAAUAACAACUUCAGUGUGGAUUUGUUCGUUUUAGCGAUUCACGGCCAUGAUGUGGUCUUGGGAACGGACCCGUUCGGCGAGAAAAGCACCGGCAAGGUGAGACAUAGACAGAGGUUGAUAAUAUGGACCCCAUAUUUUUCCUGGAUGUUUUCACAGUUCUCAUCGUCUACUAUUCAUCUACAGCUGACCCUUCACUCCCUUUUCCUCCACCUCGAUCAGGACUGUUUACUGAGAACGAUAAUAAACAAGCGGAAGCAGGAGCGAUGCAUCACCCCGAAACUCAUAUUCAUGAGAGCGGGCCAGGACGAUGCAACGCCAUUUGAGAAUUUCCUUAUAGAGGAACAAGAUGUAGAAGCCUAGAAGGGAAUGGGUUCACGAGCAUCAUGGGCUUUGUGUCCUUCCUUGAAGAAAUCCAUCAGGGUGUACGUGUUAGAGUACAUGAAAUGAAGUGAUGCAAGUCGGAGAAAGGAUAUACGUUCUGCUUAAUUUUGAGUGGUCUCUGUCAAGCAACAUAUAUCGGUCUCCAACGAGCUACCAACACUGUCGACACGAGUCACCCCCCCAUGAGGGGAAAUAUCAGAAAAUAUCACUCCUAACUCUCUGCAAAUUCUCUGAAAAUUCUCUGCAAAUUCUUAUUUCCUUUGUUGAGCAAAAUCUGUGCGGUUCCUUCCGGCUUCUGUGGGUGCGCACAAAGGCCGGCUUCCGUGUUAUCCUUGGGGGACGACGCCUUUGAUCAACCGCACCGGUGAAGGCGAAAUCGUUUCUAAGGCAGUGGCAUUGAUCCACGACACGGUGCUUCACUCUUUCUAUUUUUGUUUAAAUUUCAGGCGGAAGAAGAAAUCCUUGGCAGGAGCACAAGAGGAGACCGGCAGUACCAAACCAACACGGUGGACUUGUUUCUAGUCAUCUCUAUAUAGCUUUGUGACUAAAGCAUGUUGAAUGUG
Molecule: messenger RNA, 2367 nt
Organism: Cuscuta campestris
Lineage: Eukaryota; Viridiplantae; Streptophyta; Magnoliopsida; Solanales; Convolvulaceae
Source: the annotation of a GenBank genome assembly